AUGUCACCCCGAGUCAUCCCACUUGAAUCCAAUCCGGAAAUUUUCAACCAGUUAGCGCACAAGAUCGGGCUUACUCCGGUGGUUCAGUUCCAUGAUGUGUAUUCGCUUACAGACAAAGAUUUGCUUGGGCUUCUUCCGCAGCCAGUUUUUGGCAUAAUUUUGCUUUUUCCGAUAACAGCCAAUUACGAGAAAUAUCGCACGGAAACUGAUGCUGGAGGUGUAGAAUACGCCAACGUGAAGGCUGAGUCGGUUACCUGGCUCAAACAAACAAUUGGCAAUGGUUGUGGCUUGUAUGGACUUUUGCACCUUUUGGCCAAUUUACCCCACGAUUUGAUUAUCGAGAACCUGAUGCUCAAUAAGCUCUUGUUGACUCAGAUCUCCCCCGAGUCUUCGGUGAAAGAAGUGGCUACCAUGGUGGAGGCGUUGGAACUGGCGAUUCAAUUGGAUGCCAACUAUGGAAACCAGGGCCAAACCACCGCUCCCGACGCAAACGACUCGGUCAAUUUUCACUUUAUGUCGUUCAUUAAAGGACGCGACGGACACUUGUACGAGCUCGAUGGCCGUAGAAACGGGCCCGUGGACCUCGGUCAAGCCAAUGGCGACAAUAUUGUCGAAGAACCCAAAGUGGUUGAAAAAAUUCAAUUUUACAUGGAAAACGCCGAUGAGCAAAACAAGCACAACUUUGCCAUGAUGGCCAUAGGUCCGUCAACUGAGUAA
Messenger RNA from Meyerozyma guilliermondii ATCC 6260, 717 nucleotides. RefSeq names its product ubiquitin-specific protease. The coding region runs from base 1 to 717 and encodes 238 amino acids. The record is from RefSeq and is a predicted model, not a curated record. Gene Ontology annotation, molecular function: cysteine-type deubiquitinase activity. Gene Ontology annotation, cellular component: cytoplasm. The transcript has a single exon. Lineage: Eukaryota; Fungi; Ascomycota; Pichiomycetes; Serinales; Debaryomycetaceae. Gene Ontology annotation, biological process: ubiquitin-dependent protein catabolic process; protein deubiquitination.